Molecule: messenger RNA, 456 nt
Organism: Strongylus vulgaris
Lineage: Eukaryota; Metazoa; Nematoda; Chromadorea; Rhabditida; Strongylidae
Source: the annotation of a GenBank genome assembly
GGCCAACGAUCCGAACGAAAAAAGUGGAUUCAUUGCUUUGAAGAUGUCAAUGCCAUUAUCUUCAUCGCAGCUGUGAGCGAAUACGAUGAAGUCCUGUUCGAGGAUGAAACAACGAAUCGAAUGCUGGAAUCUCAGCGCCUGUUUGAAUCAAUCUGCAACAGUCGUUGGUUUAUCAAUACCUCGAUAAUUUUGUUUAUGAACAAAAAGGACUUGUUCAUGGAGAAAAUCAAACGAGUCUCGAUCAAAACAGCAUUUCCAGAAUACUCAGGCCCACAAACAUACGAAGAUUCAAUCAAAUACAUCAAGCAACGGUUUGAGAUGUUGAAUCAAAAUCCCAAGAAAACCAUAUUUGUUCACGAGACGUGCGCCACGGACACUGAUCAAGUGCAGAAGAUUCUCGACUCUGUGAUUUCGAUGAUUAUUCAACAGAAUCUUCACAAGAGUGGACUCUACUGA